AUGAAGCGAGACAGCUUCGGUGCACAUCAAUAUCCUCCUGGUCCGCCCGCGAUACCCGUGCUUGGAAAUAUCAUGACCAUUCCGAAGACGGGAGCAUGGAAAUUCCUUCUGAAGCUGCAUCGCGACUGUGGAGAACCUAUCUUCUUUCGCGGCUUGGGGAACAGCGUCCUUGUUCUCAACACAAUGACCUCCAUAACGGAUCUGCUCGACAAGCGAGGCGAGAACUAUUCUCAUCGGCCGGUAUUGACUGUGCUAGGGGAACUGAUGGGAUUGGAUCGUAGCAUGCCGAUGUUACCGUACGGCCGUGAGUGGCGAGAGCAGAGAAAGCUCGCCCACGUUGCCUUGAACCCCUCUGCCGUGAGAAAGUACUGCAUCGUGCAGGAGAACCUAGCUUCUAUAUUAGCGCUUGAUAUUCUCACGUGUCCCGAGGGAUUCUUUGAUCAUGUACGACUUUACGCGGAGCGUAUAAUAUUCUCCGUGGUAUAUGGUGUUGAUAUCGAUGGUUCCAGUAAUGAAUAUGUCACUCAAGCAGAAGAAACCAUGCAAAUUGUGGGUGACGCAAUGGUCCCAGGGGCAUUUAUUUGUGAUUUGUUGCCUUGGAUGAAGUAUCUUCCUUCCUGGUUGCCUUUUCGAAAGCAGGCACUUUAUGGGAGAAGCAUGAUCGAGACCCUUGUUACCAGACCCUUUGAACACGUUCAACGAGAGAUGAUGAAAGAUAUUGCUGCGCCAUCUCUCACUCGAGAACUAUUGACCUUGCGAAAUAACGCCCCCGCGUCUUUUGAGAGUUCCGUCAAGUGGGCAACUGGAUCUUUAUAUGGUGGUAGGUAUCAGACUUGGACGUACGCCACCAUCCUUACUUUCAUCAUGGCAAUGGCAAUGAAUCCCGAGACUCAACGUAAAGCCCAAAAGAAGAUCGAUGAAAUUGUAGGGAUGCACAGACUUCCCGUCGUCUCGGACAAGACAGAGUUGAAAUACGUAGCAGCCGUCAUCAAUGAGACAAUGAGAUGGCAUCCUGUGUUACCGCUGGGCAUCGCUCGCCGUACGGACCACGACGAUGUGUACAUGGGAUACUUCGUACCAAAAGAUACUGUCGUUUUCCCUAACGUGUGCGACACAUACGAUCCCGAAAAAUUCAUCCCGGAACGGUUUCUCGACCCCUCCGAAGCAGCGGACGAUCCUUCCACUUAUUUGUUUGGAUUUGGAAGAAGAGUCUGCCCGGGUAAAUAUCUGGCGGACAACUCGACCUUCAUUGCAAUCGCAACUAUCCUGUCUCCCAAUAUGAGCUGA
Stereum hirsutum FP-91666 SS1 is the source of this 1287-nucleotide messenger RNA. Its product is annotated as cytochrome P450. The coding region runs from base 1 to 1287 and encodes 428 amino acids. Gene Ontology annotation, molecular function: iron ion binding; heme binding; monooxygenase activity. The transcript has 13 exons. The record is from RefSeq and is a predicted model, not a curated record. NCBI's taxonomy places the organism in Eukaryota, Fungi, Basidiomycota, Agaricomycetes, Russulales, Stereaceae.